AUGGAAGAAGUUACAGUAGUAACUGUUCCAGAAGAGAAAACUAUUUAUUUGGAAACAGAUAAUGACCGAAUGGUUAUGAUUAUUCUGAUGGUCGUCAUGCCGCCUCUUGCGGUAUUCUUCAAAUGUCGUGGAUUCUCUAAACACGUUUGCCUCAACUUUCUUCUCUACCUUCUUCUUAUUCUUCCUGCUUACAAGCAUGCCACGUGGUUUUGUUUCGUUAAAGGAAGAGAAAGUGAAGCUGAAAAUGGUUUUGUCAAAGCUCGAUAG
This is a messenger RNA of Caenorhabditis remanei, 267 nucleotides long. RefSeq lists its product as uncharacterized. Gene Ontology annotation, cellular component: membrane. The record is from RefSeq and is a predicted model, not a curated record. The transcript has 2 exons. The coding region runs from base 1 to 267 and encodes 88 amino acids. NCBI's taxonomy places the organism in Eukaryota, Metazoa, Nematoda, Chromadorea, Rhabditida, Rhabditidae.